UUCCAUCUCCCAUGGUUCAGCGACACGGCCCACGCAGACCGCUCUCCGACUCUCUCGAAAUUAUGGGCCCCGAUUCUGAAUCUUCGGACACGGAGGCUGAGUCGGUCGACACUGCCCUGAACAUCAAAGGUGGUCUGCGGUUUCGCGACAACCCCACCACCCAGAAAGCGCACGUCAUUCUGCGACGCGUCGCGCGGGACGAGGAUGAAUCGAGCGACAAAGAAGGGGGCGACGAUGUCGUGUACUUCAAGCUCUUCGCGUUUAAAUCCAUCAAUCUCAAGUCUGGAAAGGAACUACUGUUGACAGUCGAGACUGAAGACGAUCAUUUUAGAGACCGCGUCGUGUAUCUGGAAGCGAAUGUGGACUACGGGGAAGAAGAAGAUUCUGAUGCCGAAGAUGCCACCCAGGUUGAGGAAGAGCAGGAGGAGCAGGAGGAUAUCGCCGAGUUGACGCAAGAGGCUGAGGAGCAUAUUCCUCCAAAGAUGCGUCGACAUUGGUACAAAAGAGUUGAGGAAGUAAGCCCGCCCACGAGACUAUUUGCCACAGUUGGCGUGCAGACAGAUCAUAAUUACGUGUCUGCUGCGACUCAGGUUGAUUCUCCCGCUGCCAAUGCCGUAUCCAUUGGUCUGCAGACUCUACCAGAACAGUCAUCCAUCUCCCAGAACUCUGUUCUCGUGCAAACGGAUGAACUGGAUUUGGAUGCAGUGGUAGUUCAACAUAAACAGAACCCCGAGAAUGUCGUUUCGAGACCCACACUACUCGAACCGCUGACGAUCGAGCAGUCGCCGUCCACUUCAGAGCCCAUGGAACUGUCGCCUGUGAUUUCAGAGCUUGAAGCCCUUCCGGAAAUCGUCGUCGUUCAGACUCCACAUUCUCCGCUGCCUGCGGGGAAAAUGGAUAGUGGAGACUCGAACACGUCCAUGACUUCCUGCCAUCGCCCGGCGAAACCAUUGUUCAAUCCAUUUGUGUCGGGUGGUUUCAUCACAAAUUUCUCAGGCGCUGUGGGAGACGUUGAAUGCUCCGAGGCGACCGAGGAUCCGUUCCCUGUUGCCUCGCCGCGUGCGCUGAGUGCACGAGAUUCGACGGAUGCCAACUCUGAUUCCGUCCCCGUCCCAUCCUCAUCGUCUGGUGCGGCCGCUUCUGAGGCAGCCGAUGCGCUGUCCUCUGAUUCUGUUCCAAACAACCAUGAGCCACAAAUUGCACGCUCAUUCAUGCACCCUGACCGUCGCUCCCUGAUAGAUGCUGUGCAUCCCGACCGCCACUCACUUGUUGAUCUCCCCGCGAAGCCUGCGAAGAGACGAAGACAUACGCAUCGUGGCCGGCCAAAAGCUAGAGAUCGCGGUGGCGAGGACAAGGAUCCCGGCCUUGAAUCUGAUAGCUUUUGGUCCAGAACGAAGAGCUCUGAUCCAUUGACCAAACGGGCUGAACCACAUAACAAACCGUACUGGAGACCAGCCGAUGCUGAUCCUGCGGAGUCGAGCUCUGGCCCUUCAACGUCGUCCACGGACUUGCGAGCGUGGUCCCAGGUUCGCUCCGGUUCAGCUGAUAAUCCGCUCAGCAUGCGACCAUGGCGCGUGGUCCCAGUCGGACCGGUUGACGGUCACGCCAAUGAGGCUCUUCAACCAAAGCGACUGGACCCUGUCGGACACAGUGGACCUCUUGUGCUGGAGUCUGCCGUUUCACGGACCCAACGCAGUGUAUCGCUGGAUCAGCCGAGCAGCUCCCGGGUACCUGCGGCGAACUUUGACGAUGCCCUCGAUUACGGAUCACCGCCUCCUGACUGCUAUAACGUCCGCAAAGCUUGGCUCAAGGAUCCUCAUGACGACGAUCCACACCAACCGACUCUCAUUGGAUCCUAUAGAGCAUUUCCCAUAGAUCUCACCUCGCCAGUUCUGUUCUCUGUUGCAGGCCACGAGUCGUCCGUUCAUGUGGACCCGAGCGGGUCAUCGACGCGUGCAGGCAAGUCUCCAUUGACGUGCGUGCCAAAAGGAGCCGAUGUCUCGACGACAGACUCCCAUCCUCCGCCCAAUGAGCCGGCAGCAGUAGUAUACCUGAAUCAUGGGGACCCCGAUCCAUCGUUGUCCAGAGGAAGCAAGCGCAUCCGGUCGCCUUCGCCAUUACCCUUGGUUCAUGCUGCCAAAUAUGAUCAUCCCUGGCCGGCAACUUCCUUCCAGGUUCUCACGACUCUUCACGGCAGGGGCAUCCGCCGCAUCGUGUCGAGCCCGGAUGACUCGGUCCUAGUGAUGCUUUGUAGGCUUCGAAUAGUCGGUUUCGAAGCGCAGUGCUGACCUGCACGUAGGCGACGACCGCACCGUCGAUAUCUGGAACGCCGGACGUCUUGAGCAGGUCCAUGUGACGUCUGACCCCCCGAUCUCCGCAAUCGCAUGGGCGAAUGGCAUCUUGGCUCUCAGAGAAGACGGGGUCCUCGGCAAAUGGAUGCGGAAGGUAAGUAGGCGGCCCGCGCACUAUUCAGCCGACAGAUUAAUUUCCGACCGCCAGCCUUCGCACGACGGCUGGGUCUGGCUGGAUAUACUAGCUGCGGGUGAAAAGGCUCUUGACGAUUCAUGUCUGGCUUGUACGCCGGACAAAAUCGCCGUGUCGUUCCCUCGCUCGGGAGUUAAGGUGUGGACGCUGGUCCAAGGAGGGUGGCGGCAGCAGCGCUCAAUCAUGCGGUACAAUGUUACUGCGUUGGCCUUUACGGAAGACGGUGGUGCACUUUUGGGAGGAACGAAAGAUGGGGUCGUGUGGCACACCCAGGUGCCCAACGGCACCAUGCGAGCCUGCGCGUUCCUUGAAAAAAAAUCACGUCCAUAGCGAUAAGCUGCACGGGGAAACAGGCUGUGGUAACUCAAGGUGGCCAACAUUCUCCGUGUCUCAUCAGUCUCGAUCCGACGAGCAACCGAGAUGCAAAAAUAAUGCAAGCACCAUAUUUGGCCCCAACGCCGUUCGCCGUCUAUGCUUCGCGGGGCAGACUCAUCGUCUGCGGUAAAAGCAGGAACUGUCUACUCGCGUGGGAUACAGACGUUCAAAUUGUGCACGGCUUCGAGCUCCCUGAUGGUGCGAGUCCCCCAGUUUGAGUGCUCCGUCAAUUGACUGUGCUGAAAAGAAGUCGCCGUCGUCAUUCAAACCGUGGCUGUGCGCUUGUCUCCUGUUUUUUCGUCCGCUUCGCUGAUGCCAAGGCAGAGCUCCGAUUCAUGUGUGGUAGCGGGGACAGACGAUGGACGCGUGCUGUGGUGGCCAGGCUCUCCGCUCCCGGUAGAUUCUGUGGCACAAUACAAGCGUAGUAGAGCUACUUAAGUAGUCUCCGCUCUUGACACAAGCAUAAUUCCGGAAUCUACUACUCGCUCCUCCACGAUGUGUCGGCAGAAGUCUAAGGAUCUUUUCUGGCACCAGUCGCAAAAGAUGUCGGAUUUGCAUGGUUGCAGUCUGUUAGCCUUUGCGUUUCGUUCGGCGGACGUAAGAGAACCGGGCCAGAGCACGGCGCCGAAAAUAAUUCGGAGAUCGCGAGUGAUGUUUGCUGUUGUUGGACGUCGAUCAACUGUAGCAACUCCCUCUUGCGGCACCUU
Molecule: messenger RNA, 3566 nt
Organism: Mycena citricolor
Lineage: Eukaryota; Fungi; Basidiomycota; Agaricomycetes; Agaricales; Mycenaceae
Source: the annotation of a GenBank genome assembly